CCGAUCUAGUAGGCGGUAGCGAAUCGCAAAGACCGUCACUUUUCAUACCUCCAUUGAUGACAUUCUUUCAUUUCUCGGUUUAGAUAGAAUUUUUACUUUUUUGUAGUAGUGUUGUGCUUGUAAAUAACCCCAGUAGUAGUCUCUACCCGAUUCGCGUCUUUUAAACAUCACCUACAAGCACGUCAUACAACGAAUAAUUGCACUUUAGGGCUAAAUGUAAAUGCAAAACUUUAUAUAAAACGGUAGCGUAAAGAAUUCUAGUCUAUUUUUGUAAAAAAGAUGUUCGAGUAGGGUGUUCAGUGGUUGUUCAGAUAAAAUGUUAAUUCGGUGGAAAAAUAAGGACAAAGACAAAGAUAAAUGUGAGAAAACUUCGAAUCAGAAACAAAAUUCUUCGGGGACUUCAAAGAAAAAAAGGAAGUUCGGCAGAGAUGGGGAGGAAGAAUGGAACUCUGACGGUAAAUCCGGAAGAGUGCUGUCAGGAAGUGAUGGAGCUCGUAGUGAUAAUGAAGGUGGAGAGGUGAGAGGCAGGAGUAGAAACACAAGACGGGACGACCCCAGGAGGCAUACAUUAGGAGGUGAUCAACAGUAUUUAGCUAUGUCUGGUCAGGGUGGACCUUUAUCUAGGACAAUGGACCUUGAGAUGAGUUCCACGAGAGCUAGAAAGGGUCAGCCAAGGGGAUAUCCACCGCAUACGAACCCAAUGUUGUUUGAUGAUGACCCUGGAAUUAUGUCAGAAGUAGAGACUAGCUCAACGGGCUUUCGAAGAGGAGGUAAACAAAGAAGUUCGCUUCCAGUUGUUAGAACCCCAAGUAAAACGUUAGAGAGACCAUUAGGUUUAGUAUUUCUUCAAUAUCGAAACGAAACCAAACGAGCUUUGCUGCCAAACGAAAUCACAUCUAUAGACACCGUCAAAGCUUUAUUCGUCAGAUCAUUCCCGAAACAACUCACAAUGGAAUAUUUGGAUUCGCCGAAUGUUAAAAUUUAUAUCCAUGAUUCUUCCAAAGAUAUGUUUUAUGAAUUAGAAGAUCUUAGAUCACACCUUCGGGAAAUUCGAGAUCGGUCGGUACUUAGGCUAUUCGAAUCUGCUGAUGUUUCCGGUGGUCUUCCAAUGGCUGGUAUUGGCAUUGCCGGAGGAGUUGGGCACUUUGAAGAUCCUAGUUACUUUUCGGAACCGGAAUUCGACUCGGAGUACCAGCAUCAGCAUAUCCACAAAAGCAAGAAAGUGUAG
Diabrotica virgifera virgifera (western corn rootworm) is the source of this 1228-nucleotide messenger RNA. RefSeq names its product coiled-coil domain-containing protein CG32809-like. NCBI's taxonomy places the organism in Eukaryota, Metazoa, Arthropoda, Insecta, Coleoptera, Chrysomelidae. Bases 317 to 1228 code for a protein of 303 amino acids. The transcript is spliced from 9 exons. The record is from RefSeq and is a predicted model, not a curated record. Gene Ontology annotation, cellular component: cytoplasm.